Dictyostelium purpureum is the source of this 1536-nucleotide messenger RNA. RefSeq lists its product as uncharacterized. Lineage: Eukaryota; Evosea; Eumycetozoa; Dictyosteliales; Dictyosteliaceae. The coding region runs from base 1 to 1536 and encodes 511 amino acids. The transcript is spliced from 4 exons. The record is from RefSeq and is a predicted model, not a curated record.
AUGAAGUUUUUCAAGAUGUUUGAAAUGGAAAGCUUCCAAUCCAAAUUAGAUGGAAUGAAGAAGAGUUUAAGAGCACAAAUAUUUAUAUUGACCUUGAUUGGUUGGGCCGUGGCACUAUCAAUUGACAGAACGAUAGUGAAUGACUAUAGAAUAGAUGCAGAUAAUAAAUAUAGUAACGAAGACGACUUUUUAGCACAUCAAGAUUUGAUUAGAUCUAGAUCGGACAAGAUAGCCCUCACAAUAUUAGCAGUUUUUGAAACCCUAUUAUUUGGUUUAGGUAUUGGGUUUUUUGUGGCUGUUGGUUUCAGAGUUUUUAAAAUUCGUAAUAAUAUGUUAAGAAAAAGAAUGAUUUGGUGUUGGGGCUGUAUUUCAUUUUUUAUGAUUAGUUGGUGGCCACACAGUACAUCACAUUCAUUAGUUUUAUCAUCAUCUGGAAAUCAUUACGAUAAUUAUAUUGCAAUCGAAGUUUCAUUUCAUUGGACCAUAUUGUUUUGUUCAUUAACAUUAUCAUUCUUCCAAUAUGAUUUAAUUUUGUUAAUGUUUGAAGUUGCAAUGAUGAAAAAGAAAAUGGAAACAAGAAAAGAGUGCAAUCCAUUGAAAAUGGAUUGGAAAUACAAUUUCAAAUAUCAUGCUCUCGUAUUCUUAUUUUUAUUUUUUUCUGGUGGUUUAGUUAUAAUGUUUGUAUUUGACGAAUUAAAGAGUGAUAUGGAACCAUACCAAAAAUUCUUUUUUAUUACAUUUAAGUUGGUUGAUUCAAUUAUUUUAGGAUGUGCAGCUGCUUUUACAUAUAUUGCUUCUAGAAUUAUUUAUUUACUUCCACCAAGUAAUGGUAAAAAAGUUGCUAUUAUUUCAUCAUUCUGUAUUGCAUUUUUAUUCUUUGUUGGUUAUGGUCAUCCAUUGGCUCAUACUCAUUCCCCAUCUACUAUGAAAACUACAGUAAUAAUUGAUUAUACUAUUCAUCUUCCAAUUAUUAUUACAACUGGUAUUUUGGCAUUCUAUCAAUUUAGAAUGUUAGAGUUAUCAACUGAUACAAGCUCCUCAUUAUGUAUGGCAGCUAAAUUAAGAAAUAGACCUCAUAAAUAUAGUUUCCCAAUUAGAAGUUUGGGUAUUAAAUCUGGUGCUGGUGCUACAAAUAUUUCUAUUGGUGUUGUUAAUUCAUCUGAAAGUAAAUAUUCAGGAACACCCGAGCAUACUGGUGAAUAUACUGAUCAUUCAGCUAUUACAACUGAUGAAAAACCAAUACCGCCAACAAACAACGAAGCUCAAUCUUGCAUGGCAAUUGAAAUGGAUGACAUGAAAAAGUCCAUGAGCGAUAAUGAAGAAAUGCAACAAAAUUCUGGCGGUGUAUCCGUUGAUAUUAGGGCCAGUGCCAACGAACAAGAAAUUAAUAUAGAGAGAUCCAGUGAACAACCAAAUGUUCCAUCUGCUGCUUCCGUUAAUCCUGUUACCGAAAUAGAAAUUAAUAAUGAAGAUGGUGGUGAUGAUGAAAUACUACCUACAGAACAUGAUAUUGAUGAAUUUAUGGACCAAAUGUAA